Messenger RNA from Cololabis saira (Pacific saury), 1118 nucleotides. Its product is annotated as barrier-to-autointegration factor-like. Gene Ontology annotation, molecular function: DNA binding. Bases 187 to 597 code for a protein of 136 amino acids. Lineage: Eukaryota; Metazoa; Chordata; Actinopteri; Beloniformes; Belonidae. The record is from RefSeq and is a predicted model, not a curated record. The transcript is spliced from 4 exons.
CGCCGGUGAGACGCGGGUGAGGAGACACGCUGGUGGGGACGCCGAGGAGCCCUUAACACACUACAAUUCUUCUUCCCAUCCAAUUGCCAGCGGCUGGUGAAGAAGGAAUACUGAACGGAAGAAACCGUACACGGGACAAAGACAUAACAACUACGAUCUGGAAGAGAUUAAAGAUCUCUAACCUUCAUGUCAGGUCUGGAAACUCGACACCGCACAUAUGCUCGAGCUACUGCAAACUUGGAGACUACAGAAGACGCCCCACAGGAAGAACUGCUGACAUUGGAGCAACAAGUGGUGGGCAUUCUGCACACGACAGAGAAAAACAGCAGAAUGGCAACCAUAUCUGAGAAAUACCUGGACUUCGUGCACGAGCCGAUGGAGGACAAGCCGGUGACGGCCCUGCCGGGCAUCGGGGAGACGCUGGGCCAGAAUCUGAGGGCCCGGGGCUUCAUCAGGGCCUCCGCGGUUCUGGGUCAGUUCCUUCAGAGGGACCCGGAGAAGUUCAAGACCUGGCUGAAGAAAGCCAUCGGCGCCAACGCCUACCAGGCCAACUGCUGCACUCGGGCCCUGGAAGAGUGGUGCGAUAUCUUCCUCUGAGGCCGCUCUGCUGUGCUUCUGGGACCCGGGAUCUGGUCGUGGUUCCGGGAGUUUGCAGCACCUCCUGCAGCGUUCAGUUAUUCUGCUCCUCACCGGUGGAACAAACUUCCUGUAGACCUGAGGUCUGCUGCAACUGUCAGCUCCUUUAAAUCGGGCCUAAAAACAUUACUGGCUAAUUGAAUACUUACCUGCUGUACUCUACUGCCCUUAUUGCCUAAAAUCUGCUGCUUUUAUUAUUUUAUCUCUUUUCUUAUCAUUUUAUUUCAUUUAUUUGUUAUUUAAGCGUACUCUUUAAUUAAAUACUUUCUGAAAACCGCACGUGAGAUGUACCUGCUGGAUCUACUGCCUUAGUUUUCAGCAACUUUUGCUUUUUAUUAUUUUACCUUCUUUUCUCAUAAUUUUAUUUCAUUUUAUUUGUUAUUUACUGUCUAAUUAUGUCUUGCCGCUUUUAAUGUCGAUGUAAAGCACUUUGAAUUACCUUGUGCUGAAUUGUGCUAUACAAAUAAACUUGCCUUGCCUAA